Molecule: messenger RNA, 2105 nt
Organism: Clunio marinus
Lineage: Eukaryota; Metazoa; Arthropoda; Insecta; Diptera; Chironomidae
Source: the annotation of a GenBank genome assembly
CCUCACAUCAUGCCUACCUAUUGACGGAAUCAGCAGCAGCUGCACAUUUCAAUGUGCUAAGCUUUGAUACGUGCAGUCUCUUCAAAACAGCCGCUACAACUGCGAGUUCUUAUAACAUGAACAAUAAUAACCACGCAACAGUGAACAAUAAUCAUCAGGCUCAUCAACAAACUCAGCUGCUUAAUAACAAUCAACAGCAGCAAUUAUCUCAGCAACAACAAAUGCAGCAACCAUCGAUUCAACAGCAAAGUCAUCAACAGCAACAGCAGCAAGUAACUACAAUAGUUACUACAAACAGUGGCAAUACAAGCUCACAUUCCACAAUCUCUAUGACUCAGUCAAAAUCUGAUUCAAUCUCCUUGCUGCCAUCAACAACCAAAACAACUACUGCUACAUCUAGUGGACAUCAUUGUCACCCUACGUUGAAUAUACAAGAUACACAGCAGCAUACCACUGAUCGCAGUGUGCAACAUCAGCAAACUGGAGAUUUGAAUACACCUGUGACAACAUCUGCUGAUAUUCCAUCAUUCUUUGGACCCUCAACUGUUGUUGAACCUCCCAUCAUUACUGGUUCAAUCGAAUCUGAGGAUUUGUCAUUGGAACCUCAAAACAUAUCUAGUCCCGGUAGUCUUUGCAGUCCCUCGAAACAAGAGCGCAUCACUCCACCAGCUAUCGUCGUCGAAGAAGAAACAAGUAAUGCUAGUAACAGUCAAUCUCACUCCUAUCAACCCGCACAACAUCUCAAUCAUCAUCUUCAAACAAGUCACAUUAAUCACCCACACGAUCAUCUUCAUAACAAUCACAAUAACAGUCAUCUUCAUGAAAAUCGUCAGCAUUCAUCAAAUCACGAUAAUUUGCAUAACACAAAUACACAUUCAAAUGAUCAUUAUCAUGAUGGUAAAAUUUCUUAUCGAGGUGUUUUUGCAACUGCAGGUACAGGAUCUAGUCCAAAUGGAGGUAACACGGGGACUCAUUUUUCAUCACAUCUUACGAUCAUACCGAGUCAGAUGUCACCACCAUCAGCGUCGAGUUUAAAUUGGGCUUUGCCAAGUCCCGAGAAAACAUUGUUUCAACAGCCAAUGUUCAGCUUAUUUAGUUCAUCUCAAAGCACUUCACAAGCACACUUUCAGCCACAAAAUCCUGGUGGUCAUCAUUCUCAUCAUCAUUAUGAUGAACGACUACCCCAUCAUCAAGUCGAACUUCUAGGAUUGAAUAUGGAUUCAAGUAUUUUGCUUAAACAAUCGAAUAAUUAUGGAGCUUGUGUUGUUCCAACUUCACUAUCGUCUUUAGAAAUUCAGCAACAAGAAUUGCAUCAAUAUUCAAGAAACGACAGUGUAAGCGCACCAAAAUAUCAGUGGCUAGAUUCACCAGUUGAAUAUGGAUCUCCGCAACAAAGUCAGCAACAGUUUGGUCAGGAACAAUCUGCUUCUUCGGCAUCAUCGAGUUCAGUAUUAAUACCAAAACAAGAACCUUACUCUACGCCAUCAUCCUGUCAACCAAGUGAUUCUAGCCAUUUACAAAAUCAAACAAGUAAUCAAGGAUCGUACGCUGUUCAAUUAGCUGAAUAUAAUCAAGCAACAAGUAAAGGCCAUGAGAUUCUAUCUCAGGUUUAUCAGCAAAGUCCAAUGCCAUUGAAGUUAGUUCCAGUAAAGCCACGCAAGUAUCCAAAUCGACCAAGCAAAACUCCAGUUCAUGAACGUCCAUAUGCAUGUCCUGUUGAAAACUGUGAUCGUCGUUUCUCCCGUUCUGACGAGCUUACACGUCAUAUCAGAAUUCAUACUGGUCAAAAGCCUUUCCAAUGUCGCAUAUGUAUGAGAUCGUUCUCACGAUCCGAUCAUUUAACAACUCACAUUCGUACUCAUACCGGCGAAAAGCCUUUCAGUUGUGACACGUGUGGACGUAAAUUUGCGCGUUCAGAUGAGAAGAAAAGGCAUGCGAAAGUUCACUUGAAACAGCGAAUCAAAAAAGAGAAGCUAAAUCAAAGUAGCAGCAGCAGUAGUAAUAAUAACAAUCAUCACCACCAAACAAUCACUCAUCAUCAUAUGCAAGAAAUUUCAGGAGUACCUUUGCUUUCAUCAUCGAUAAAUACAACAUCGUCAUUGUAG